AUGAACUAAUAUAUGGUAGUGAUGACAAAUCAAUAAGUUUUUUAAGUUUAAACUUUUUAAAUAAUUAACUUAAUUAUACAUAUGCUUUAAAAGAACAACAUUAAUACAUACUUGCAUAAAAUUAUAAUUGAUCUGAGACUCCCUUUUUAUCAUGUGGAAUUGAUGCAUCAAAUAAGAAAUAUACUUAAAAGAAGCAGAAUUAGUUUUAUUAAUGAUUAAUAAUUCAUUUGA
Paramecium pentaurelia is the source of this 231-nucleotide messenger RNA. The record is from the annotation of a GenBank genome assembly. Lineage: Eukaryota; Ciliophora; Oligohymenophorea; Peniculida; Parameciidae.